AUGAGCAGUAAGCAAAGCAAACUAUGGAUAUCAAGGUCGGAUGCGGCAAUAUUGCGCUUUAAGGUAAUGGAGCACUUGGGUAGUGUCUACGUUGGUGAUUAUGCAAAUAAGAGGAUGGAAGGAAAUGGAAGUUAUAAGCUACCUACAGGGUCCAUUUAUGUUGGAGAGAUGAAAGAUGGGAUGUAUCAUGGGGUGGGAAAAAUUACCUACCCCGACGGUGGGCAGUUCGGAGGCAUAUUUUCGAAAGGAUACCCUGUUUCUCUCGUAUUAAAUUGCACAAAAAAUUUAACGGCAAAAUCCUACUUUAAAGGCGCCGAGAAUCUUGCAGAUGGACCAAAGCGAGGAAUUCCUGAUGGAUAUUAUGACAUUGGUGAUGGUUUUUACGAUCCACAGACUCGAACUGUAUAUGAUUAUAAGAUGCGAUUUCUUAGGAAUGCUGAUGUUGCAGAACAUGAAUGGGCAAUAACACAUGGCCGUAAAGGAUGGGAUGAGUUUACAAGAGGUCAGCCCAACCUUUGCAGGCCAGAACUUUCAGAUCCUCGACUAAAUGAUCUGGACUGGAACAAAUUAAAUGAGCCAGAAUCGUACUUGGAGUACGUUCGGUUGUUGAAUGCUCGGAAGCACUAA
This is a messenger RNA of Echinococcus granulosus, 627 nucleotides long. RefSeq names its product MORN repeat-containing protein. Lineage: Eukaryota; Metazoa; Platyhelminthes; Cestoda; Cyclophyllidea; Taeniidae. Bases 1 to 627 code for a protein of 208 amino acids. The record is from RefSeq and is a predicted model, not a curated record. The transcript is spliced from 5 exons.